AUGGCGAUUAGCGAGAUCGUCACCGAUUCGUCCUUGUUGCCCGUGUUGCAGACCAGCGCCGAAACCCAGGAACAAUGCAAGAAGCUGCUGUCCUUGCUCAAUCCCACGGCGGAUGUCUCGCCGCCUGAAUCUUCUGAGAACCCAGCUCUCGCAGUCUCUAGACAACAAAAACAAUUAUUCGCCGUACUAGCCCAGCUCCGGGGUCAGAAUCGAGACGCCAUCUUCCGGGUUCGCGACACGAAACAAUCGACAGCAGAGGCGCGCCAGGAGAUUGAUCGGUUACACCUCCAGCUACAGAAUCUGUACUAUGAGCAGAGACACUUGACGGGGGAGAUUGCAGCUUGCGAAUCCUACGAUCACAAAUACCUCUCGCUGCCCUUGAUCCCCGUCGAAGAGUUUCUGGCCCUGUACCCCGAACACAAAGAAUCCAACGAACAUGAGCUCAUGAUCGCACGCAUUAACCACGAACAUGCCGAACGGGAGAAGCUCGAACAAGCUCGACAAGAGCUGCUGAAGCGCAAGCAGGCUCUGAUCGCAGAGAACAAGAAGCGCAAAGACGACCUGGCUAGCUUGGACCAGGAUCUGGAGCGGUUUAUCGAUGCCGCGAAACCUAUCCAGAAACUCUUCGAAAAGGAGUAUUAG
Molecule: messenger RNA, 642 nt
Organism: Aspergillus chevalieri
Lineage: Eukaryota; Fungi; Ascomycota; Eurotiomycetes; Eurotiales; Aspergillaceae
Exons: 3
Coding region: 1-642 (213 amino acids)
Biological process (GO): positive regulation of DNA-templated transcription, elongation; mRNA export from nucleus
Cellular component (GO): THO complex part of transcription export complex
Molecular function (GO): mRNA binding
Source: RefSeq, a predicted model, not a curated record